AUGUUUCUUCCCACACUGGAUAAACGUGUUUAUAUAGGAGGUCUUUCUAAAGACAUAGUUGAAAAGGACUUGGAAGUUCGCUUAAGUGCUUUUGGAGUCGUAACAAAUGUAGACAUCAUACGUCAGCCUACAGGAGAGUGUCGUGGUUUUGCCUAUAUUACGUUAAAGACGACUGAUAAUGACUGGAAAAAAUGUGUUUCUCUCUUCAAUGGGGCUAAGUGGAAAGGAAUGACGUUAAAGGUUCAGGAGGCGAAACUUGAUUAUAAACAAAGGUUAAAAGAAGAGUGGGAAAUUCAAAAAGCUUUAGAAGAAAAGGCUAAAGUUACCCUACCGCGUAAAAAACGUGGACGGGAUCGUUCUUUCGAAUUAGCUGAAGAUAUGAGUCUGGUAACUGAUAGCAGUGCCGAGACAAGAAAGGGUUGGAAAAAAUUAAAGUAUGGUCGUGUUGCAUCGGUUAUGCGAUUAAAAAAGGAUGACAGAACAAGGGUAACGAUUGAUCCGAGUCACUAUAAAGACAAUCUUUUGAAAUUGUCUGAUAAAGAUAUGGUUGUUAAACCGAAAUCACUCGCUCGAUUACCGUAUUUUUAUGAGGAAUAUGUAACUAUCGAAGAGAAACAACAACCCUUUAGAAAUUUUAAUAAUGAAAUGAAAUUGGACGAGAACAAAACUCAAGUAGAUUCUUAUGAGAAAUUAGACAAUGAAUCAAAAAUAAAUUUCGCAUCAUUUUUUCCAAAAGUUGACAUUACAAUUACCAACACAGCACCUAUGGUUACCCAAACUCAGUUGCCGCCCUCAAUUAUUGAUGAUUUUAAAAAGUUGAAAUUGGAAAAAGAAAAGAAUAAGAAUCUAUCGAAACCAGAACAAUCUAAUCUGGAAGCACUAAGGCAACGGUCGGAAGAAAAACGUGUUGAAAAAAAAUAUAUUACGCAAGCGUUAAGAGCAGAUGCUGCGUCAAACGUAAUUGACAAGAAUAAGAAUCUAUCGAAACAAGAACAAUCUAAUUUAAUUCGUUUGGAAGCGCUAAGGCAACGUGCGGAAGAAAAACGCGUUGAAAAAGAAAAGAUUACGCAAGCGUUAAGAGCAGAGACUGCGUCAAAUAAUACUAAACAUAUAGUAUUUAGUGAUGAUGAUGAACAGAAAAACGUGGAAUCACAUACAAUGAACCUAUUUGAUUCAGAUGAAUCUGAUCAAGAACCAGUAGGAUCAACAAAGGAAGAAAGGGGAAAUCAAUUUGAUAUCUUGAAAGAAAUAUUUGGAGACAAUAUGAAACCCGAAAAGUCGAAAAGAAAAGAAACCCAAUGGAGAGAAAUAGUUCAUUUUGAUCCUGACGUUUCAGAAGCGAAAUCAUUAGAAUUUCAAAGGCAAGAAAUUAAUGAUUUACCAAUAUCAAAAGAUGUAAAAAUAGAAAUUAAUUCCGAUUUGAAAGGAAUAUUCGCUCCUCGAACUUCAACCGCUAUACAUUCAUUCUCGCUUUUUGAUGAUGACGAGAAUAAAAGUGAAACGGAUGAUAUGCAAAUGCAAGAAAAUACUAACGAGAACGGGCCAACUUUGAUUAGCAAAAAGUCUUCAACCAUAACGGACAGUGUGUCAGAUCAGAAGACGCAGGUUUCUUCGGGACCAUUAUUCUUUUUCCAUUUUGGAGACAAUGAAUUAUCAAAAAGGGAAAUGAAGAUAUUCAUGCGGAUGUCACCCGCUGAAAAAAUAAUAUCUCACUGGCAAGAAACUUCGCGUGAUUUGACAAAAGAAUAUAAACGUAAACAUAAAUCAGUAUCGCGUAAAUUAAGCAAGAUGAAGAGAAAGUGA
Messenger RNA from Funneliformis mosseae, 1803 nucleotides. Lineage: Eukaryota; Fungi; Glomeromycota; Glomeromycetes; Glomerales; Glomeraceae. The record is from the annotation of a GenBank genome assembly.